Beta vulgaris subsp. vulgaris (sugar beet) is the source of this 3483-nucleotide messenger RNA. Its product is annotated as putative GTP diphosphokinase RSH1, chloroplastic. Bases 268 to 2901 code for a protein of 877 amino acids. NCBI's taxonomy places the organism in Eukaryota, Viridiplantae, Streptophyta, Magnoliopsida, Caryophyllales, Amaranthaceae. The record is from RefSeq and is a predicted model, not a curated record. Gene Ontology annotation, biological process: guanosine tetraphosphate metabolic process. The transcript has 24 exons.
UCACCACACUCUCUCUCUCUAGUCUCUCCCACACAUAAUUUUCUUCAGUCCACUUUCUCGUUUUCCAUUAUCACUAUUUUUUUUUCUUCUUUUUGUUUCUCCCUCUCUCUCUCCACAACCAAACACUCACCUUAUCAAUUCAAAACAACAUACCAAACCAAACAAUCCCACCACACUCUUUCCGAUUUUCCGUCAUAACUCUUUCUCCCUCCAAUUUUCCGCCCCUUCGAUGCCUUUCUCAAUUCCCGAUGCUUCGCUCUAGAAAUUAUGGCGUGUGCUCCAUCAUCCAUGUCAUCAGUUUCAGUCGAAUGUGUGAGUGUAUGUAAGUUGAAGCUAUGGAGAGGAGAAGGGAGUGUUGGGAGGUAUGAUUGUAGUGUUCUUUCUUGUGCUUGGAAGGCGCCUAGGGUUCUCACUGGUUCUUUAGCUAGUACUACUCAGAGUUCGUUUCCGUCUUCGUCGUCGUCUUAUUCUUGUAGAAGAUUCAACCGGCAUAGAUAUAGAUGUGUGGCUCCUGAUAUUAGAGGUAAACAUUGGCUAGAUACUUCCUGCUUUAUAGAUGCUGGAUGGAUCUUCAGGGUAAUCUUGCGACAUCCGGCUUCUGAAAGAUGGAAAUGGCGUUGUAUGUCAUCGUCCGAUUCUGAUUCAUCUGAUGAUUUUUCAGCUCAAAGUUUGUGGGAGGAUCUUAAACCGAGCAUCUCAUACCUGCCUCAUGGUGAACUCGAAUUGGUUCAAAAAGCAUUAAAGCUUGCUUUUGAUGCCCAUGAUGGUCAAAGAAGGCGCAGUGGAGAGCCCUUCAUCAUUCAUCCAGUUGAAGUUGCACGUAUAUUAGGAGAACUUGAGUUGGAUUGGGAGUCUAUUGCAGCUGGAUUAUUGCAUGAUACUGUUGAGGAUACAGAUUUUGUAACUUUUGACCGGAUCGAAAAGGACUUUGGCUCUACUGUUCGACACAUUGUUGAAGGGGAAACCAAGGUAUCGAAACUAGGAAAACUUAAGUACAACAAUGAAAAUAGUUGUGUGCAAGAUGUAAAAGCAGAUGACUUACGACAGAUGUUUCUGGCAAUGACAGAAGAGGUCCGCGUAAUCAUUGUCAAACUAGCCGAUAGAUUGCACAACAUGCGCACGCUCUCGCACAUGCCAUCUCAUAAGCAGACAAGUAUUGCACUGGAGACGCUGCAGGUGUUUGCCCCUCUGGCAAAGCUGCUAGGAAUGUACAAAAUCAAGUCUGAACUUGAGAACUUGUCCUUCAUGUACACAAACACUCAGGAGUAUGAAAAGAUCACUGAAAGAGUUGCUGAACUUUAUGAGGAACAUGAGAAAGAGCUAACUGAGGCGAACAAAAUUUUGGUGAAGAAGAUUGAGGAUGAUCAGUUCUUGGAACUUGUGACUGUCAAAACUGAAGUGCAUGCUGUACUUAAGGAGCCUUACAGUAUCUACAAAGCUGUAACGAAAGCAAAUGUUUCUAUUAAUGAGGUCAACCAGAUUGCUCAGCUUCGCAUUGUUAUAAAGCCUAAACCUUGCACUGGAAUCGGGCCUCUGUGUAGUGCUGAGCAGAUAUGCUACCAUGUUCUUGGGCUUGUGCAUGGCAUGUGGACUCCAAUUCCGAGAUCUGUGAAGGAUUUCAUCGCUACCCCAAAACCUAAUGGCUAUCAAAGUUUGCAUACAACAGUUAUACCAUUUCUUUAUGAGAGCAUGUUCCGGCUGGAAGUUCAGAUAAGAACAGAGGAAAUGAAUUUAUUAGCUCAAAGAGGGAUAGCUGCUCACUAUUGUGGGAGAGUGUUUGUUGAUGGUUUAGCUGGCCAUGUAAUGCCCAGGAAGUUAAGAGGGAAGCCAGUCUGUCUGAACAACAGCAAUGCAGCACUCAGGAUUGGCUGGCUCAAUGCUAUCAGAGAAUGGCAAGAAGAAUUUGUUGGGAACAUGAGCUCUAGAGAGUUUGUGGAUGUUAUCACCAGGGAUCUGUUAGGCAGCCGCGUCUUUGUUUUUACGCCACGUGGGGAGAUCAAAAAUCUUCCAAAGGGAGCAACUGUUGUUGACUAUGCAUAUAUGAUCCACACAGAAAUUGGAAACAAUAUGGUGGCUGCUAAGGUCAAUGGCAACCUUGUUUCUCCAACACAUGUACUCGCCAAUGCUGAAGUUGUGGAGAUAAUAACCUAUAAUGCUCUCUCGAGUAAGUCUGCUUUCCAGAAGCACAAGCAGUGGUUACAGCAUGCUAAAACCCGCAGUGCUCGUCAUAAGAUUAUGAAAUUUUUGAGGGAACAAGCUGCAUUGUCUGCUGAAGAAAUUACUACAAAUUCUAUUUAUGACUUCAUUUCUGAUUCUGAAAAGGAAGAAGUAGAAGAGGAACCCUCAAACUUUUCCAGGGUGAUCAGGCCAAUUUCGGAUAUGAUCAUUGAGACGUUGUUGCCCCCUAAAAAUCCUGAAAAUAUUCAGCUGCCAAAUGGUGCUCCUUGUGCUCCAAAGGUCAACGGGAAGCACAAUAAGCGUGUGGAGCAUUCAAAUUUGUGGGAAAAGGGGCAAAUAUUGUCAUGUGAUAAUAAUAUUGCCAAGUUGAUAUUUGCUAACACUGCAAGGCCUAGGGAAGUCCUUCCAGGUUUGGAAAGUUGGCAGACGAGCAAGAUUGCUACUUGGCACAGCAUUGAAGGAAACUCUAUCCAAUGGCUCUGCGUAGUUUGUAUUGAUCGUCAGGGUAUAAUGGGCGAAGUCACAACAGUUUUAUCUGCUUUGGGAAUCUCAGUGUGUUCCUGUGUGGCUGAACUCGACAGAGGGAAGGGUAUGGGAGUUAUGCUAUUUCACAUCGAAGGGACUCCAGAUGAUUUGAUCAAUGCUUGCUCAAGGAUUGAUACUAUACUUGGUGUUGUGGGAUGGUCCGCAGGUUGCAGUUGGUUGAGCCCUAGUGAAUCAUAAAACAAUGCUUGCUUGUAGCAGGUUAUUGUAUGGGUUAUGGUUAUCACAUAUGUUACCAUUGUCUGAUGUUCUUCAGUGCAACCUCUAUUUUGUUGUCCAAGCAGUUGUUGCCUCGCAGGCUUGUGACUGGAAGUUUUGUGGGGGGAAAAGACCGACCUUUCUGAUGAUGUUAGUUUGUUAUAUCAGAAUUCUGAAUUUUUUUUUUUUUGGUAGAACAUGUCGAAGUAGAUAGCUUGAGCAGAUUUAGCUCAUAUACUUGAGUCGGGGCACUGUAUAUACAGAGGAGAGUUAUAGUUAGGACUAAAGGUGUAAAGGGGUAUACAAGGCUUGAUUCUGGGUAAGACGAAGGGAGAAGCCAACAUAUCCAUGUGUUAAUCAGCAAAGUUCGAUGUAUUUACUUGUAUAUUCAUUUUCUUUUGGAUGUCUUGUUGAAGUUGUGCUCUAAUUUUGCUUCUCACUGCAAAGUUAUACUGUAAUCAGAGUGUAAUUCAUCAUUGUUUUGUGUUGACAUCUGGGAUUACAACUUAUUGGUUGUGAUUCUUCAUUGAUAAUAAGAAAGGGAAGUGGUUUAUUCUUCUAUAA